Messenger RNA from Symbiodinium sp. CCMP2456, 1156 nucleotides. NCBI's taxonomy places the organism in Eukaryota, Dinophyceae, Suessiales, Symbiodiniaceae. The record is from the annotation of a GenBank genome assembly.
AUGCAGGCAUUCCAAGUUGAAACCAGCCAAGCCACCACUACUUUGGUGGUCAACAUGAAUGUUGACACGGUUUCGAAGCAGUGCCGAAUGCUUUUGCUUCGAGAUGUGUUUGGCGGUUUGCGUCCUCCAGACUUGCCGAGGAGUGCUCUCAGUUCAGGGCAUCAGUGGCUAAAGACCCUGUGCCUUUUCGACGAGAUUCGCAGAGAUCCACAAGGUUCAUUGCUGAAGGCUGACGUGAUUUCGUACAGCAAUGCCAUUCGGGCCAACUCCGCCUUGCUGCUGUGGGAGGAGGCUGUGUAUCUGCUGACGCACAUGAUCUCUUUCGGACCUGAGCCGGAUCGGCUGGCGUGCAACCUGACCCUCGCUGCAUGUGCCGAGCAUGGCAAAGCGGAUCUCGCUGCCGGGAUCGUGGAACGGAUGAGGACACGUCGUCAGCAGCUUGAUGUUGUUGCCCACAACACCCUCCUCGCAGCUCUUGCUCGCCAACGGAGAUGGCAGUCGGCCAUCGCUGCGGCCAUGGCAGCGCCCACCCAGGACCUCAUCACCUUCAAUUCAUUGCUGGGAAGCCUUGAAGAUUCUGAUCGCUGGGAAGUCGCUCUCGAAGUUCUCCGCCAGAUGAGCUUGCGAGGCCUCCGUUUGGACGGCGUGACGCUUCGCGCCGCAGCGGCGGCCUGCAGGCAACGCUGGCAGGCAGCACUGGCACUAAUGAAGAUGUCGGAGGUUGCUACUGACCUUGCAACCCUCACAGCGGUCGGCACCAGUUGCGAGAAGGCAAGUCAGUGGCAACUUGCACUGCACCUGUUGGCCGAUCGCGCCUUAGACACUGUGGCCAAGACCACCCUCAUCUCUGCGAGUGCGACAGGUUCACUGUGGCAGGCUGCUGUGGAGAUGCUUCUCGAGCUGAAGCAGAGAGCUGAUGCAGUGGCCUACAAUGCCACCAUUGCAGCCACUGAGAAGGCUGCCAGAUGGUCCAUCUCCUUGAUGCUGAUGUCGAAAAUGGAGGAGGCCUUCUUGCAGCCGUCGGCUACGACGUUCAAUGCCAGCAUCAGCGCAUGUGAGAAGUCAGCUGCCUGGGAGGCCUCUUUGCGGCUCUCUGACGAGAUGUUGAUGCGCAAGUUGACCAAGGACAUUGUCACCUUCAGCGCACUGAUCUCCA